UCCAAGCGAUCGAAAAAAGUUUGAUUUUCCAAUCCACGUUAACACGUAGGACCGAACUAACUUACCAUACAACAUGUCGAAAGACGGUGAGGCUAUUCGCGUCGACAAGGAGCUGGAUCUAUCCAACGCGGGCCGAGGCGUGUGGCUCGUGAAGGUACCGAAGUAUAUGGCUAACAAAUGGGAAAAAGCGCCGGGCAACAUCGAGGUGGGAAAGCUGAAAAUUUCCAAACAGGUCGGCCAAAAGGCACAGGUUUCGCUCACGCUGUCCGAUGCCGUGAUAAGUAUCGAUCCGUCGGAGGAGAUUCCGCGUGACCACCGGCUGGAUGUGUCGGUCGUCACCAAACAAACGCUGGGUGUUUUCUCGCACGCCAUCACAACCAAUCGCGAGGAUCCGGUGCCGGAGUGCGAGAAGCAGUACAUGGAGGGCCGAAUUGUGCAGAAGCUCGAGUGUCGUCCCUACGCCGACAACUGCUACAUGAAGAUGAAGCUGGAAUCGAUCCGAAAGGCAUCUCAACCGGCCCGGCAGGUGAAAUCGCUCGAGAAGAUCGUACACAACUACAAACCGGUGUCGGACCACAAGCAUAACAUCGAGGACCGCGAGCGCAAGAAGGCGGAGGGCAAGAAGAGCCGUGAUGACAAAAAUGCCGUGCUCGAUAUGUUGUUCAACGCGUUCGAAAAGCACCAGUAUUAUAACAUCAAGGACCUGGUCAAGAUCACACGGCAGCCAAUCAGCUAUCUGAAGGAAAUCCUCAAGGAGGUGUGCGACUACAACAUGAAGAACCCGCACAAGAACAUGUGGGAGCUGAAGAAGGAGUAUCGGCACUACAAAGAGGACGACAAGAAGGACGACGACGCGCCGAAGGACAUGUCGGGUAGUGAUAGUGACUGAUU
This is a messenger RNA of Anopheles coustani, 891 nucleotides long. It is a transcript of the gene TfIIFbeta, whose product is annotated as general transcription factor IIF subunit 2. NCBI's taxonomy places the organism in Eukaryota, Metazoa, Arthropoda, Insecta, Diptera, Culicidae. Gene Ontology annotation, cellular component: transcription factor TFIIF complex. The coding region runs from base 74 to 889 and encodes 271 amino acids. The transcript has a single exon. The record is from RefSeq and is a predicted model, not a curated record. Gene Ontology annotation, biological process: transcription initiation at RNA polymerase II promoter; transcription by RNA polymerase II.